GAGGUCGGUGGGAAAGAUUGGGGGGGGGGCGGGCAUUUAAACAACAGCAUCAAACCCGCCAGAGCAUCAAGGGAGCAUUUAGUAAUUGCUUUUGGGUUUUGGAAUCACCCUCUGGACCAGGGAGUGAGCGAUCCUGAGUAGGGAGAGUGCAGGACAGGCGAGGCGCUCCAGCCGUAGCCACCUCCUUCCUGGCCGCCCCCUCCUCACUCCCCCGACACACUCGCUCGCUCGCCGCUCGCCGGCGUGCGCACCCCCCUCCCUGCCGGACCCGCACCUCGGCGGGCGCCACACACUCGGCAGCCCGAGCCGCUGUAGCCCAGCGGGAUGGAAGCGGCAGGCACCGAGCGCCCCGCAGGCUGGCCCGGGGCGCCCAUCGCCCGGACAGGGCUGCUCCUCUUGUCUACGUGGGUCCUGGCCGGCGCCGAGAUUACUUGGGGCACGACGGGAGGUCCCGGGCGCCUGGUGUCUCAGGCUUCGCGGCCACCAGCGUUGCCUCCUCUCUUGCCUCGGGCAGAGAUGAACCGGUGGCCUGAGGAGCUGGCGACUGCACGGAGAGCCACCGCGCCGAGUCGCAGGUCUAGGCUAGAGCUACUGCCCCGGGCGAGCGGCGGGGAGAUACCGGCUGGAGCUGAGGGAAUGUCGCCUGGAGACGUGAGGUGGGUCCGGGGCAUCCCGGCUCCCAGAACGGCAGCCAGCUCGAGGAGGACUCGCCGGGCACAGCCCCCCAGUACCCUGGAGCGCGGGGACGCUUGGGCUACUGCUCCUGCAGAUGGUGCCAAAGGCAGCCGCCCUCAAACCAAGGGUUCCCGGGAAGAGGUGAAGGCGACGCGGACUGGAGGACCGGCGGCUGAGGAGCUCAGGCUGCCCAGCACGUCUUUUGCUCUGACUGGAGACUCGGCCCACAAUCAAGCCAUGGUGCACUGGUCGGGACACAACAGCAGCGUUAUACUGAUCCUGACGAAACUGUACGACUUCAACCUGGGGAGUGUGACUGAGAGUUCUCUGUGGAGGUCGACGGACUAUGGCACCACCUAUGAAAAACUAAAUGACAAAGUGGGUUUGAAGACCGUCCUCAGUUACCUUUAUGUCAACCCCACCAACAAAAGGAAGAUCAUGCUUCUCAGUGACCCUGAGAUGGAGAGCAGCAUAUUGAUCAGCUCGGAUGAAGGGGCGACUUACCAGAAGUACCGGCUCACAUUCUACAUCCAGAGCCUGCUCUUCCAUCCCAGGCAGGAGGACUGGGUGCUGGCCUACAGCUUGGAUCAGAAGCUUUAUAGCUCCAUGGACUUUGGAAGACGAUGGCAACUCGUGCAUGAGCGCAUCACACCCAACAGAUUUUACUGGUCGGUGUCUGGAUUGGAUAAGGAGGCAGACCUGGUGCACAUGGAAGUGAGGACAGCAGAUGGAUAUGCCCACUACCUCACCUGCAGGAUCCAGGAAUGUGCUGAGACAACUCGGAGUGGACCCUUUGCCCGCUCCAUUGACAUUAGCUCCUUGGUUGUCCAAGAUGAGUAUAUCUUCAUUCAGGUAACCGUAGGCGGAAGAGCCAGCUACUACGUGUCCUAUCGAAGAGAAGCCUUUGCCCAGAUAAAGCUGCCCAAGUACUCCUUGCCAAAGGACAUGCACAUCAUCAGCACAGAUGAGAACCAAGUGUUUGCAGCCGUCCAAGAAUGGAACCAGAACGACACGUACAACCUCUACAUCUCAGACACGCGCGGGAUCUACUUUACUCUGGCCAUGGAGAACAUUAAGAGCAGUCGAGGUCUAAUGGGAAACAUCAUUAUUGAACUAUAUGAGGUAGCAGGUAUCAAGGGGAUAUUCCUGGCAAAUAAGAAGGUAGAUGACCAGGUGAAGACAUACAUCACUUACAACAAAGGCAGGGAUUGGCGUCUGCUACAAGCUCCAGAUGUGGACCUGAGAGGAAGUCCAGUGCACUGCUUACUGCCCUUCUGUUCCUUACACCUUCAUCUGCAGCUCUCUGAAAACCCGUAUUCCUCCGGAAGGAUCUCUAGCAAGAACACAGCCCCUGGACUUGUGGUGGCCACAGGCAACAUUGGCUCAGAACUCUCCUAUACAGAUAUUGGUGUGUUCAUCUCCUCCGAUGGGGGCAACACAUGGAGACAGAUCUUUGAUGAAGAGUACAAUGUCUGGUUCCUAGACUGGGGUGGCGCCCUCGUGGCCAUGAAACACACACCUCUGCCAGUCAGGCACUUGUGGGUGAGUUUUGAUGAGGGCCACUCCUGGAGCAAAUAUGGUUUCACAUUGCUGCCUCUCUUCGUGGAUGGGGCAUUGGUGGAGGCAGGAGUAGAGACCCACAUCAUGACAGUUUUUGGCCACUUCAGCCUACGCUCCGAAUGGCAGUUGGUGAAAGUGGACUACAAGUCUAUCUUCAGCCGGCGCUGCACCAAGGAGGACUUUGAGACUUGGCACCUGCUCAAUCAGGGAGAGCCUUGUGUCAUGGGGGAAAGGAAAAUAUUCAAGAAACGCAAGCCAGGUGCCCAGUGUGCCCUUGGCAGAGAUUACUCUGGGUCGGUGGUAUCAGAGCCUUGUGUCUGUGCUGACUGGGACUUCGAAUGUGACUAUGGCUAUGAGAGACACGGGGAAAGCCAGUGUGUUCCUGCUUUCUGGUACAACCCAGCUUCCCCCUCCAAGGACUGCAGCCUUGGUCAAAGCUACCUUAAUAGCACUGGGUACCGUAGGAUUGUAUCCAACAACUGCACAGAUGGGUUAAGGGAUAAGUACUCUGCUAAGACUCAGCUGUGUCCAGGAAAAGCUCCUCGGGGCCUCCAUGUGGUAACCACUGAUGGGCGCCUGGUGGCGGAGCAGGGCCAUAAUGCAACCUUCAUCAUUCUAAUGGAAGAGGGUGACCUCCAAAGGACGAACAUCCAGCUUGACUUUGGGGAUGGUAUUGCUGUGUCCUAUGCCAACUUCAGCCCCAUUGAGGAUGGCAUCAAGCAUGUGUAUAAGAGUGCAGGGAUCUUCCAGGUGACAGCCUAUGCAGAGAACAACCUUGGUUCUGAUACAGCUGUCCUGUUCCUGCACGUGGUUUGUCCAGUGGAACAUGUUCACCUUCGAGUUCCAUUUGUCGCCAUAAGAAACAAGGAUGUCAACAUCAGUGCAGUUGUGUGGCCCAGUCAAAUGGGAACCCUUACCUACUUCUGGUGGUUUGGCAACAGCACAAAGCCCCUCAUAACCUUGGACAGCAGCAUCUCUUUCACAUUCCUUGCAGAGGGAACCAACACCAUCACUGUCCAGGUAGCUGCUGGGAAUGCCCUCAUCCAAGACACAAAAGAGAUUGCAGUACACGAAUACUUCCAGUCCCAGCUCUUAUCGUUCUCUCCCAAUCUGGAUUACCACAAUCCUGAUAUUCCUGAGUGGAGGCAAGACAUUGGCAAUGUUAUAAAGCGAGCUCUGGUUAAGGUGACCAGUGUCCCAGAAGAUCAGAUCCUCGUGGCUGUGUUCCCGGGUCUCCCCACUUCAGCAGAGCUUUUCAUCCUCCCGCCCAAGAACUUGACGGAGAGGAGGAAAGGCCACGAAGGGGAUCUAGAACAGAUUGUAGAGACACUAUUUAAUGCACUCAACCAAAACUUGGUACAGUUUGAGCUGAAGCCAGGGGUCCAGGUCAUUGUAUAUGUCACUCAGCUGACAUUAGCUCCACUGGUGGACUCCAGCGCUGGGCAUAGCAGCUCCGCCAUGCUCAUGCUCUUGUCAGUGGUUUUUGUUGGCUUGGCUGUGUUUUUGAUCUACAAAUUUAAAAGAAAAAUCCCCUGGAUUAACAUCUAUGCCCAAGUCCAACAUGACAAGGAACAGGAGAUGAUUGGGUCAGUGAGCCAAAGCGAAAACGCCCCCAAAAUCACACUCAGUGAUUUCACUGAACCAGAGGAGCUGCUGGACAAAGAGCUGGAUACGCGGGUCAUAGGAGGCAUUGCCACCAUUGCCAACAGCGAGAGCACAAAGGAGAUCCCCAACUGUACUAGUGUGUAACCAAGAAGCCACAUGGUCAACCACCCUCCUGACUUUUUAUUUUUGAUGACG
This is a messenger RNA of Phodopus roborovskii (desert hamster), 4035 nucleotides long. RefSeq names its product sortilin related VPS10 domain containing receptor 3 (gene Sorcs3). Gene Ontology annotation, molecular function: protein binding. The transcript is spliced from 27 exons. NCBI's taxonomy places the organism in Eukaryota, Metazoa, Chordata, Mammalia, Rodentia, Cricetidae. The coding region runs from base 325 to 3984 and encodes 1219 amino acids. The record is from RefSeq and is a predicted model, not a curated record. Gene Ontology annotation, cellular component: postsynaptic density membrane.